UACCCGGAUGAUGAGGGGGGGUCCCCGGCGCUGCCGCCCGCAGCCAUGAGCGGCCCCGGCCGAGGGGUCCCGGCCUCUAACAGCCCCCCCCGGCAGCCCCCAGCCAUGCAGCAGGUCCUGGACAACCUGAUGGGGGUCCCAGGCCCCCCCGGAGCUGCUGACCUCGACCUCAUCUUCCUCCGCGGCAUCAUGGAGAGCCCCAUCGUGAGGUCCCUGGCCAAGGCGCACGAGCGGCUGGAGGAGCGGCGCUUGGAGGCGGUGCAGGACAACAACGUGGCGCUGGUGCAGGAGAUCCUGCGGGACAUCGGGCCCCUGGCGCCGCGGGACAGCGCGGCCGCGGAGCUGAGCCGCAUCCUGCGCCAGCCGCACUUCCAGUCGCUCCUGGAGACACACGACUCAGUGGCCACCAAGAGCUACGAGACACCCCCGGGGAGCCCGGUCCCGGCCCCUGGCAGCCACCACCCGCUGCCCCCCGACGCCGUGCGCAUGGUGGGCAUCCGCCGCGCGCCCGGCCAGAGCCUGGGGGUGACGUUCCGGGUGGAGCGGGGGGAGCUGGUGGUCGCCCGCAUCCUGCACGGGGGGAUGGUGGCGCAGCAGGGGCUGCUGCACGUGGGGGACGUCAUCCGUGAGGUGAAUGGGCGUGAGGUGGGCAGCGACCCGCGGGCGCUGCAGGACACACUGCGUCAGGCCAGCGGCAGCGUCGUGCUCAAGGUGCUGCCCAGUUACCAGGAGCCGCACCCACCCCGGCAGGUCUAUGUCAAGUGUCACUUUGACUACGACCCGGCCACAGACACCCUCAUUCCCUGUCGCGAGGCCGGGCUCAAGUUCAUGGCCGGGGACCUGCUGCAGAUCGUCAACCAGGAUGACCCGAACUGGUGGCAGGCAUGCCACGUGGCGGGGGGCAGCGCGGGGCUGGUGCCCAGUCAGCUGCUGGAGGAGAAGCGCAAAGCCUUCGUGCGGAGGGACGGGGACAUGGCCCCCACCGCCGGGUCCCUGUGUGGCAGCCUCAGCGGGAAGAGGAAGAAGAGGAUGAUGUACCUGACAACAAAGAAUGCUGAGUUUGACCGUCACGAGCUGCUCAUCUAUGAGGAGGUGGCGCGGAUGCCGCCGUUCCGCAGGAAAACGCUGGUGCUCAUCGGCGCGCAGGGCGUUGGGCGCCGCAGCCUCAAGAACAAGCUCAUCAUGUCAGACCAGGCACGCUACGGCACCACCAUCCCCUACACGUCACGGAAGCCGAAGGACAGCGAGCGGGACGGGCUCGGGUACCGCUUCGUGUCGCGGGGGGAGAUGGAGGCUGACAUCAAGGCCGGGCGAUACCUGGAGCACGGCGAGUACGAGGGCAACCUCUACGGCACCAAGAUCGACUCCAUCCGCGCCGUGGUGGAGGCCGGCAAGAUGUGCAUCCUGGAUGUCAACCCCCAGGCAGUGAAGGUGCUGAGAACGGCUGAGUUCGUGCCAUACGUGGUGUUCAUUGAAGCGCCCAGCCCCGAGAUGCUGCGGGCUAUGAACCGGGCGGCGCUGGAGAGCGGGGUGGCCACCAAACAGCUCACAGAGGCCGAUGCCAGGCGGACAGUGGAGGAGAGCAGCCGCAUCCAGCGCGGGUACGGGCACUACUUCGACCUCAGCCUCACCAACGAUGACCUGGAGCGCACCUUCGGGCGGCUGCGCGAGGCCAUGGAGCGCCUGCGGGUGCAGCCCCAGUGGGUGCCCGUCAGUUGGGUCUAUUAGAGCCCCCCGGACCCCCAGCCCCAUGGCAGGGGCGGGCAGGCGCUUGUGCCCCCCGUGUCACCACUGGUGUGAUGGGCUCGCACCAGCAUCGGGGGGAGGAGGGGGGACCCUCCCCCAAGCAUCUGGACCCUCUUUAUCUUCAGCCCCAGAUUUGGGGGUGUAGGGGGAGAAGCCGGUGGGGUCCCACUAUGGGGGGGCAGCCCCCCCUGCCAUGCCCAGCAGCCCACAGCUGAUUCACUGCCAAACCUGCCCUAUUCCCCCCCAGGUGUCACCCCCAGGGACCCCAUAGCCCUUGUCUCAGUUUCCCCAUGGGGAAGCGCAGGCUUGGGGGAUGGGGAGGGUUGCACCCCACUGCAGCCCCAUAAGCUGCCAUGGGCCCAGGCGUCCCAGCUCACCCUCCCAGGGACCCCAUUGCACCCUUACCGGGGUGGGGGGACCCCCUCUGUCCCUGGUGCCCCUCGUUGCCCCUCCCAGGUAGCAAUAACCCCCCCCACUAACCCUUGAUUAACCUUGGAGCUGCCAUGGGGUGACAUGGGGAGCGCAGGGCUCACACAUGAAGGUGUGUGCGCAUACGUGUGGCCCCCUCCCUGCCCCCCCCGCCGUGGCCCCCCUGUCCUUGUCCCCAUCCCUGUCCCAUUCCCGGGGGGCUCCUUUUGGGACUUUGCUGUGACUUUUAUUAAAGGAGAGAGAAGCUGCGGGUUGUUCCCGUCCGGCUGAAUCCGUGUGUCCCGCGUGUCACACAUGUCACAACCGUCACCUCUGCCCACCCUGACCCUCACCCGCUGAUGGGUUUCCUCUGCUAAGGGGGGGUUUGCACCAUUUUGGUGCAUGGGGGGUGUUUGUGGGGCAUGAGUGCAUGCACACGCGUCUGUAUGUGUCUGCACGUGUGUGUACAUGUGUGUGUACAUGUGUGUCAUUGCACACACGGGCUCUUCCUUGGUGCUGCCGGGAGAGGUCAGCAGAGCUCAGGCACCAGAGCGGGGGGUGGGAAGUGUCUACGGGUGUGCAAAGGUGUGC
Messenger RNA from Strigops habroptila (Kakapo), 2745 nucleotides. It is a transcript of the gene MPP2, whose product is annotated as membrane palmitoylated protein 2. The record is from RefSeq and is a predicted model, not a curated record. Lineage: Eukaryota; Metazoa; Chordata; Aves; Psittaciformes; Psittacidae. Gene Ontology annotation, molecular function: protein binding. The transcript has 12 exons. Bases 46 to 1728 code for a protein of 560 amino acids. Gene Ontology annotation, cellular component: cell-cell junction; plasma membrane.